GCAAAAUCAGAGGACUUAAAAAUCCAUUUAUUAAAAGAAAAUAUUGGACAACAUGGUCUACAUGCCAUAGAUGCAAUUAAUAAAAACUACAAUGGAAAAGCUUUAAAUAAUUUAGAAAUAUUAUUAGAGAAACUUAAUAUAUUCUUCAAAGUUCCAAAAAGUGAAGUUGUAGAACGAUACAACUUUUUCACUCAAUCACUUAAGAAAGGUCAAUCAAUUGAUAACUACAUACUUGAAUUGAAGGAGAAAGCAGAAACUUGUAAAUUUGAAAGCUUAACAGACAGUUUAAUUAGAGAUAAAGUAAUUACAGAUAUAAAAGACAAACAGCUUGUGUCAAAACUACUGAAAACAGAAGAUCUCAAUUUGAUCAAAUUAAUGUCCAUUUGUCAUGAUUAUGACAAACUUAAGCAAGCACAGAUUGAAGCUUCUAAAAAGAAUGUUAAUUUAAUAAAAUCGAAUACUGAUAAUGAAACUAAGACAAGUCCUAAAAAUGAUAACAGUAAUAUUAAGAAAAUCGAUAAUCAAAAUUGUGAGACUAAACCUAUGGAGUUCAAACGAAAUUGUCGGAAAUGUAAUCAAAAACAUAAGCUGAAAGCUUGUCCUGCUUGGGGAUACAAGUGUGAGAAGUGUGGUGAGCGUCAUCACUUUACUCAUUGUUGUCCAAUGAACAUAUUAAAUAUUAAUGAGAGAGAGAUAAAUCCAGUAUCAGGCAUAUCAAAUCGCAAUAUCAAUCACCAAAACAAUGCAUCAAAGCCCUCUUUUGGAAUUCCAAACAAUAUGAGAAGAGCAUAUAUGGGUCCCAGUGCUCCACCUAUUUCUGAAAUUGAUAAUACCUUAUAUCCGAAUCUAAAUGAUUAUAAAAAACCAGCUAAAAAUGUGAUAAAUCAAGAUAUUAAGUAUAAUGAAACGCUCCAAAAAAAUACACCACCAUUGCCUCCAAAUCCUAGAGCACGUGAUGGCAAUAUACAUAAUACACCAAUUAAUCCAACUAAAUCAAAUGAGGCGAAUUCAAAAGACUCGUGUAGGAUAUCGUAAUAAUAAAUAAACAAGUUUAAAUAUUUUCAAAAUACAAUAUGAAUUUAUGUUGGUUAUAAUUUGAAUAAUUUAGAAAACUGAAGUACAUGUUUAUUAGCAGUAAGAAAACAAAUUUAUAUAUUAGAAUUAUGUAUUAUGAGCAACAGUAAAUAAAUUUUAACUUUGAUAUACAA
Megalopta genalis is the source of this 1208-nucleotide messenger RNA. RefSeq lists its product as uncharacterized. Lineage: Eukaryota; Metazoa; Arthropoda; Insecta; Hymenoptera; Halictidae. The record is from RefSeq and is a predicted model, not a curated record.